Acaulospora morrowiae is the source of this 3177-nucleotide messenger RNA. The record is from the annotation of a GenBank genome assembly. NCBI's taxonomy places the organism in Eukaryota, Fungi, Glomeromycota, Glomeromycetes, Diversisporales, Acaulosporaceae.
GUGAUGUUACAAAACAUUUCCGAGCAAAGUACCAAGGGAAACGUUGCCUUGAUCGGGCACGAUAUCGAAGAAAAUUCGAACGUUCCACAAAGAAUCAGUGAUAAUGUACAGGAGACGGAGUUACAAAACGUUCUAUUAGAUCCGUUGCAAUUGACCUCAAAUAAAUCGAAGUCUGCCUCGAAUAUUGCUUCAGAAGAGUUAGGCAAAUUUGACAAUUCCUCAUGCCUAAGGGCUAUGGAAAUGCUCGACAAACAGUAUGUUAAUUAUGCAUCACCGCCAAUCCAUCAGAACUCGUACUUCACCAGAGAAGCUUAUGGGAGAUAUUCACAAUAUUCAUUACGCCGGGUUUAUGAAAUGUCCGUUGAUCACCAAAGAACCAAUAAUAUGAUCAACGAUAAUCAUGAAAUUGCUGAUAAAGGAACUUCUAGUGCUGUCGAUAAAGAAUGUUCUAGUAUCAUUGAUACGGAAGUUCCUAGCAUUGUUGAUAAGGAAAUUCCUAGCAUUGUUGAUAAGGAAAUUCCUAGCAUUGUUGAUAAGGAAAUUCCAAGCAUUAUUGAUAAGGAAAUUCCAAGCAUUAUUGAUAAGGAAAUUCCAAGCAUUGUUGAUAAGGAAGUUCCUAGCACUGUGAAUAAGGAAGUUCCCAUCGUCGUUGAUCAAGAAGCUCAUCAAGUUAUUAACAGCAAACUUCCCGAGGUCUUACCAGAGAAAAAUCCGAUUUAUAGUGAUGAGGAUGACUUGGUGAUGGAUGAUCAGUCCGAUGGAGAUGACGCAGAGGUAAUUGUAACCCAACGAAAAAAUUCCGAACAAGGGAGUCAACAUGAAGAAGCAUCAAACUAUUCAAGAGGAUUGGUUGCAGAACAGUCACAUAGUCAAAAUAGUAGCGCGCGGUCUACGAUAAAGGAAACAAGAAUUGACGAAGUAUCUUCGGCGCAAGCAAAAAGUAAUCCUGCAAAUAACAAGCCAGAUGAAAAACUUCAAGCAAUCGAAUCACAAGAUUCUUACGAUGUCAUUGGACCAUAUUUACAAUUACUUGGAAAACAUAAAAAGCAAUCUGAGAGACCUAGCGUAAAGCGAGAUUCUAACAAUUCGAUCAAUUCUUCUACUCAAGUGGCCUCAACCCCCGUGGAUACGGCUUCUGUUUCAUCUGAUGCUUCACAUAAUUCUCCAACAACAACAACACCCUAUUCUAAAAUGUCUCACGAACAACACAUUAAUUUUCUUCGUCUCACUUUACUCUCGGAAACCAACUCAACUUUAUUAACUGAGCCAGAUUGGGGCUUUAUUAGCGUUAUGAAAGAACGCUUUAGGGAAGAAAGAGAGGAGUAUAUCCAAUGGAUGUAUAACAGAUCACAGGAGCGCAUCGUUUAUUUAGACCAAAAAAUUGCAAAUCAACUUGAGCGUCACUUUACUUCAUGUGUGGAACGUGUUACUAAAAAUUAUCCCCGUUUUUAUGAAGUUUCGUUUACCAUGGGGCUUGCACUUCCAUCUCCAAGUCCGGAUGAACCAGUUUUAAAAUUCAGUAAGACAAUAAAGAGAGUUGGAACAUGUUAUAAAUUCCGCCUACAAUUGCCAACACCAUCACAUACACUUAAGGUACCUUUAGAAAGGGAGUACAGAUCAUUUAAUACGAAUUUUGCUGACAAUAAUCAUGCCGGUUCAACUGAUAGCAAUACGCUUGAUGAAAAACAAAAUCAACAAAGUGAUGUUGAUAUGGUGGAUGUACACAACCAAACGGAAGUUAAAUCACCCAAUAAUGUUGAGCCUAUUAAAGUUCCAAAAAAAUAUUGGCAGAAAAUGAGCAUGCCAGUCGUUAGUCGAGAUCCGUUAAUUCCUUUAAUGGUUAUUCAACACAAAGUAAACAUAGUGAUAUCAUCAAGUAGUCUUUGUGCUCUUGUCGCCUUACAAGCAUCCGCAGAUGUUGAAAUCGAAUUGCCAAUUCGUGUAACAGAGAGUAAAGAUAGUGAUACGGUGCUUAAAACUGUUUACGUUGACAAACCGUUGCUAAAAAGGCAUAUGACUCCCAGACAACGGAAUCAAAAUUUCUACGAUAUAGCUUUCGAGAGUAUGGCGUUCGAUUUGGGCGUUGACGUUAACGAUGUUUUUAACAACUCCAUGGGAAAUGUUCAUAAUUUAGUAUCUCCGGAGUCUCAGAAGAAAGAUGAAAAAAUGGAAAAUUGUUCUCUGACGAAGAUUGGUAGUUGCAGUAAUUCUGAUAAACCAAUAGAUUCUACGUGUCACGAGAUACUGUCCGAUGAACAUCUCCGUUCCGGGAAUUUGAUAUAUAACUUAUGGAACUUUGGUGAUAUGGUUAUCUUGAUACGAUGCAAAGCUCAUUCCUACAUUCAAGAGUCAAACAAUGAUAGUAAGAAUCGUAUAAUCGGGGUUAAGACAAAAUUGGAGUACCAAUUGGAUCUAGGAUCAGAAGAAAUUACAAAUUUAGAGAGAGCGCGUUGGUGGAUUUAUACUUAUAUCCGCAAUAAUGCUCACCUUAUCCUUGGUCAUGUGAAUGUACCUGCGAACGAAUUGGUGGAUAUACAAAGGAUGCGAAUGGCUGAUAUUAUUCCUGACGGAAAUUGGCCCAGGCCUCAUAGCAAAAUGUUACAUCACGUCCUAAAAAAAUUACAAUGUCUUCCUGUAGGAUCUUAUUUAUUUUCCCACGAGAAAGGAGAUCCACACGCUACAGUGUAUAAAAGCGCUGAAAUUUCAUCUUUGACUAACCAAGUUCAGUAUUCAUCCGAACCUAAUGGUCAAACGUUGACGAUUCUACCCGAGGUUGCAACGCACCUAUAUGAUCUUCACAGGGCUCACUCACAAUCUCCCCUCCUAGACUUGAAGACUGUACCUUUUGUUCUGAUAAAAUGGUCCGGACUUCAAAAUCAAGUUCCUUACACAUUUCCUAUUCGACCGCCAGAAAAAAGACUUGUCUACUGUUUUGACUUUAUUAAAUUUGGAAAAUGUGAUAAGACAGAUUGUGUCUAUCCUCAUCUUUCAAAAGAACAAUGUGAACUAUCCGGACUAAAGACCAAUUAUUGUUUUGUCUUCGCUGAUACGGGAAAGUGUGAGAAUCGCAAUGAAUCAACAAAUCCGCUCGAUCUAGAUGAUAAAAAUAUGGUUGAAAGCUCAGGAACGAGUUUAGCACCAGAUUUUGAAAUGUUACUGAGAGAAUUUAAUAGUUAA